AUGGCAGAAAAACAGUCCCCAAAUGAUGUUGCAACGGAAAAUUGCUCUGAGGCCCUUCCCUCACCAAGAAAAGGGGAGGUUUUUGGGGAACAAUUUGGGGGUUCUGAAGUCAUUGGUAAUCCUCGUACAGAACUUGUCUAUAAAUUUUGUGGGGAGGAACAUGCUGUGAAUGCUUCAGUAUUCAACCAAAAUUAUGCUAAUGCAAUUGUAGCAAUGAAGCCCGAAAUGAAAUCGAAUAAAUUUUCUAGUUAUGGUGAAGGGUUCGCUCCUAAUAGAAUUUUUGUAUUGGCUCAAUGCAUGGAUGAUUUAUCUAAGGAAGAUUGUGAGAUUUGUUUUUCUACCAUUAACGCACAGUUGCCUGGUUGUUUUCCUCAUAUAAGUGGACGUGUUUUCUUUGAUGGAUGUUUCAUGAGAUUCGAGAAUUAUAGCUUCUUUUAUGAAUCUUCUUCUCCACAUGACGUUAAAGUAAUUUCUCUUUAA
Molecule: messenger RNA, 480 nt
Organism: Capsicum annuum
Lineage: Eukaryota; Viridiplantae; Streptophyta; Magnoliopsida; Solanales; Solanaceae
Product: cysteine-rich receptor-like protein kinase 46
Exons: 3
Coding region: 1-480 (159 amino acids)
Cellular component (GO): plasmodesma
Source: RefSeq, a predicted model, not a curated record